CUCAGCCCCUUCGGCUGGAGGCUCGGGUUUAUCUGGAACUAAAGAGAAAGCUAUUCAGGAGCUGUGCGCCGCCAGGUGAAGGAAGACUCCGUUUUGGACGCUGGGGGGGAGCGAGUGAGGACCGAGGGCCGGGAAUUUGACUUUUUCUGUAUAAACUCGGGUUUGUGAGGGCGAGUGGGGAGCUAUGGCGGUGCUCUCUGCGCUUUGGGUGCUUUUAUUGUCCCAACUAUUGAUAUCAUCCUCAGCCCAGAGGCCAGGCCUCAGAGGAGCUCCUGGCCUACAAGGACCCCCAGGGCCAGCAGGAAGGGAUGGCACUGACGGUAAACCAGGACCUCCCGGUCUGCCAGGGAAACCAGGUCCCAAAGGGAAAGCAGGAAAACCAGGGGGACCAGGACAACAAGGACUGCCGGGACUUCCAGGUGUAGAUGGUUUGACAGGUCCUGAUGGUCCUCUUGGCAGGGAUGGACCCCCAGGAGAACCAGGUGAAGCAGGUCCUCCUGGGCCACCUGGACCUCCUGGCAGAGGGAGACCAGGAUCUUCAGGACUUCCCGGCACCAACGGGUUGCCAGGCGGACCCGGACCCCAGGGCCCAGUGGGUCCUGAGGGUCUUCCAGGACUACCGGGACCUACUGGCCCAGAUGGACUCCCAGGUCUUCCCGGUACACUUCAUGAUCUCAAUGGAGACCUUCUGUGUCCUGCAAUCUGCCCCCCUGGCCCCCCUGGUCCUCCGGGAAUGCCGGGAUUCAAGGGUCACACUGGGCAUAAAGGAGACAAGGGAGAAUCUGGAAAAGAUGGAGAGAAAGGUGAUGCUGGACCACCGGGUCCACCAGGUCUUCCUGGCACUGUGGGUCUGCAGGGUCCACGUGGUCUAAGAGGUUUACAAGGCCCAAUGGGACCUGUAGGCGACAGAGGCUUCCCUGGUUUCAGAGGCAAGCCUGGCAUCCCUGGCAUUAUUGGAAAGACAGGUGAUGGCGGAGAAAAAGGACCACAGGGAUUCAAAGGACCCAAAGGAGAAAUAGGUAAAAUUGGUCCCAAAGGAGCUUCUGGUGGACCAGGGCCCAAAGGAGAGCCUGUAAUUGGAGAGAAAGGACCAAAUGGCCUUCCUGGUCUGCCAGGAAAGGCUGGUACAAAAGGAUCUAAAGGAGAAGCUGGUGAUCCAGGAAAGCCCGGGGAGAUGGGACCCUCUGGAGAGCCAGGUAUUCCUGGUGAGAUUGGCAUCCCAGGAGAGAGGGGGAUAGCAGGUCCAAGAGGAGUGGCGGGAGGUAUUGGACCAGUGGGCAACCCUGGGCCUCAGGGAGUGAAAGGCUUCCAGGGAGUCAAAGGAGACUUGGGAGAUCCGGGUCUUCCAGGACCAACGGGAAUUCGUGGAGAAUUUGGUGACAGGGGCCCAGUCGGGGCUUCUGGACCUAAAGGAGACAUGGGUGUUGCAGGAAGUGAUGGGUUACCAGGAGAGAACGGAGAUCCUGGUCCCUUUGGGCCAGUUGGACAAAAAGGGCAGCCGGGGAAGCGAGGUGAACUGGGGCCUAAAGGCGUGACGGGUCCACAAGGAGAAGUUGGGGGAAGAGGGCUUCCAGGAAAAGAAGGCCCAAUGGGCUUCCAAGGGGAACAGGGUGUGCCUGGACUUCCAGGAAAGAGAGGUGUACCUGGUAAACUGGCAAGUGAGCAACACAUCAGAGAGCUAUGUGGCCCAAUGAUUGAUGAUCAGGUUGCACAACUGGCUGCCAACCUGCGAAGACCCCUGGCACCUGGAAUGGUGGGCCGCCCCGGCCUUCCAGGGCCGCCAGGAAAGCCAGGAGUUGCAGGCUCUAUUGGUCAUCCAGGUGCCCGAGGUCCACCAGGGUACAGAGGCCUGCCAGGAGAACUUGGAGAUCCAGGUCCCAGAGGUGAUGUUGGUGAGGCAGGUGAUAAGGGAUCCAUUGGUAAAGCCAUUGAUGGGCCUCCCGGAGACCGAGGAUACCAAGGUCUUCCAGGGGUACCUGGAAUUGUUAAAGAUGGGCGCGAUGGCUCUCCAGGAGAUCCAGGUGAGCCCGGAGAGCAAGGCAGAGUAGGCAGGACUGGGCACCAAGGACCUCCUGGAAUCUGUGACACAUCAGCUUGCCAGGGAACAUCACCUGCUGGGAAAUCCUCUAACCCCAAAAACAAAUAAGCAUAAGUUCCUGCACCCUGACACCAUCCACUCCGAGGUGAGAGUCAUAAGUGAGGAUAAAAGGAAUGAAAGAAGAGAGUGGCCACAAAAAAAGUCCUCUUUAUUUAAAUACAUGCAUCACAAGUUGGGAAGAGUAACAUCAGAUGGUGUGAUAUUUUUGACAAAAUAGAGGAACAUCCAGGAAGUGACAUGAACAUCAGCGCAACUGAGAGACAAAAAAAACAAACAACGUUAUGAUAUGAAAUGGAGAGAGGUAAGGAGAAGUGCAAGAGAACAACUGCAUUGAUCCAAGUACUAUCACAUGACAAGACUUGACUUACAAACACCUGGAAAGUGAAUGAUGAGUCCUUUGUGUAUAAAAACUUUGUACAUGUUGCUUCAACGCCCCAAACACUUUGAUUAACAUCCUUUUGGAGAUAACACUAAAAAAAAUGGCGACUGUCUCUGAUGUAAAUGUGCAUUUAUCAUGGCCCAUUAUGUAAAUCACAGAUGUUACCUCAACAUGGAAAUAAGUGCAAGAAGCAUAAAAGCCUCUGUGGAGGAGCUGUGUAUGUACUGUAAAAGGAAUAAAAAACAAAAAUCCAGGUUCCCAGACAUUGUGUAGAUUAAUGCAAGAAAAAAAAGGUUUGAUAGUCUUUUUUUACAGCUUGUUUUCUGUUAUUGUUUUUUUUUAUGACAUGUGAAUUUGAUUCUUCAGACUUCAGAAUCAAAAGCAAAAUAAACUCAUGAAAGCAUAAAUCACACAUUGUAAAAUACAGUUUAAGAAUUUUAGGAACAAAGUAUUUUUUUUCCAAUCUGCAAUGACCACAUCCACUAUGUACUACCGGUGCUGUAACUAUUAAAUAUACAUGACUUUAAAUACUAUUUAUUAUUUGUGGGUGACUGUUGUAUGUACAGUAAGAUGCUACAGCGACAUGUUGUAAGAAAGAACAAAUAA
Neolamprologus brichardi is the source of this 3083-nucleotide messenger RNA. The record is from RefSeq and is a predicted model, not a curated record. Lineage: Eukaryota; Metazoa; Chordata; Actinopteri; Cichliformes; Cichlidae.